Molecule: messenger RNA, 2394 nt
Organism: Aedes albopictus (Asian tiger mosquito)
Lineage: Eukaryota; Metazoa; Arthropoda; Insecta; Diptera; Culicidae
Exons: 2
Coding region: 32-2017 (661 amino acids)
Source: RefSeq, a predicted model, not a curated record
UUUGAUCGCGGAUGUCGAAAACAUCCUAGCUAUGCACACGGAUAUCGCCGUCCGGGAACAAACGAGAUGUCAGAUUAUUAACAAGACACAAAACUUCGUCAACAAGAACAGGCCUCUCGGGACCGAUCCACUGGAAAAAUUCUGUCGAACCGCAAGCAACAUCACCAAAAAGUUCAUCAAAUCAAACCCGAACAUACUGAUCACCGAAGCUGACAAGGGGAACCGUACAGUCAUAAUGCAUCUGGAUGACUACGACAGCAAGAUGGCACAGCUGAUCGGGGAUACCAGUACAUAUCAGCAGGUAAACUCGGAUCCAACGAGCCGGUACGAACGGGGAAACAACAACAUCGUCAGGAGACUGUACGCGCUACAGCUGAUAGAUGCCCGAACGAAACACAGACUCACAAGCUACAACGCUGUGUGUCCUCGUAUAUACGGACAGCCGAAGGCACACAAGCCGAGCUUACCGCUCAGGCCAGUGGUUCCCAACACAACAUCUCCUACGUACCAUUUGAGUAAGUUCAUAGCUGACAUACUCCAAAAUUCUUUCAAGAGUCAGUAUAAUGCCGUGGACUCGAAAACGUUCUGCGCAUACGUCAAUCAAUUGACAAUACCGACAGACCACGUACUGGUGUCUUUUGAUGCAGUAUCGUUGUUCACCAACGUUACUAAAGACGUCGUCAUCCACGACAUCAUUAUGAUGUGGAACGAGAUACAGGUUAAUACGAACAUAAACCUGGAUCUUUUCCUGGAAAUUGUGGACUUCUGCAUAAGUGGCAGUUUCUUUUGUUUCCGCCAAAAAUUCUACCACCAAAUAUCAGGCACGGCAAUGGGAAGUCCUCUUUCUCCAAUAUUGGCUGACAUCGUUAUGGAGAAUCUGUUGACGAGAGCAUUACGAACUGCUAACAUUCUUCCGCAGUUUAUACGUAAAUAUGUGGACGAUUUGUUCCUUGUGCUUCAUAAAGACCAAGUGAACGCAGUGUUAGAUGUUUUCAACACAAUGAACCCAAGGAUUGUGUUUACAUCCGAGGUUGAGGUUAACUGUCAACUACCAUUCCUAGAUUUGUUGGUAAUUAGGCUACCAGAUGGCACCAUCAAAACGGACUGGUAUACCAAGCCUAUCGCAUCCGGUAGAAUUCUUAACUUUUUCUCGUUCCACUCCAUGGAUCAAAAACUUUCGGUGGCCAGGAAUUUUAUCGACCGGGUCCGUAGCUUGAGCACCACUCGCAGUUCGGAACAACAAGAACAGCUGAUUCAUACACACCUCAGAAAGAAUGAUUACCCCUCAGCUCUCAUCAAUCGUCUAUUGCGUCAGACACAGCGUAUAGACACACCGGAUAAACCAACCAUCUAUCGAUCGAUCCCAUACAUCCAAGGCCUGACACCAUCCCUAAAACGAAUAAUACACAGCAGUGGACUCGCUGUUGGGAUUUCACACAGCAACAACAACACAGUGGGGAAGCUGUAUCGUAAUGCUAAAGAUCCGGUACCGGACAUGAGCAAAAGCAACGUAAUAUACAGGAUCGACUGUCAAAACUGCCCCGGCAAAUACAUUGGAAUGACGGCGAAUAAACUCCGCAAUCGCAUGUAUGGACACCAAACCCAUGUCAACACACUGGAACAGCAUCUAGCGCAAGGGCAGCAAUAUACCGAUCUUCCAGUACAACAACUACGGGAAAAAUCAGCAUUGAUCAACCAUUGCAUCACCCACCAACACCGGUUCAACAUUAGCAAUCCCACUAUCGUCGAUAUAACGUACAAGAAGCAAGCUCUGCAAGUGUUGGAAAUGUGCCAGAUCGCGACUACAUCCAACACGGUCAACCAUCGGACAGAUACCGAUAAUCUAAGCUGUGCGUACGCACAUUUACUCUCCUCUAUCAAAACCCGAAGAGAGGAGGAGAGUCGUGCGUCGUCUACAAAUAGUUAUAAUCGACCCGACUCCAACGACUACCCAUCCCAACUAACACAGACAGACACAACCACCCAAACACCACACACUGUACAAAUCCCUCAGUAAUGUUCGAUCAGCUGUUAGCUCUGGCAGUGUUGGCAAGUGUCGUGGAUCCUCCUGGUGUAGACCUCCCAUUUUGUACCACCCACCCACUACCUUCGAGGGUGCUGGCAGUAAAGUAUGUACCCUUAUAUCCCGUGUUCCCAAAACUACUUCUCUAACGGCUUUAAAUCCACAGUGAGACUUGUGCAGUGCAAAUUCAAAAACGAGACAAUCAACCGUGAGAUGUACACGGGAUUAGACAAAAUUGAUUAAUUUCGAGCCCUGAAGAAGAUCCCAACAUCUGGAUCGAAACGUUGGCGAUGAGAUAAGAAAAUCAACGCUUUUCUUUGACUGAAAGCCGAAAUCCCCGAGAAAUAAGUCAACUUCCCAGUCGAACCUCU